Molecule: messenger RNA, 2467 nt
Organism: Linum trigynum
Lineage: Eukaryota; Viridiplantae; Streptophyta; Magnoliopsida; Malpighiales; Linaceae
Source: the annotation of a GenBank genome assembly
UUAUCUUUGUGAUCGCCUAUAGUUUUAAUUAUUUUUACGUUUUAUGUAGCUUACGUAGUUUGUAUAAUGUCAUUUUUAGGGAAACCCAUCACUUACCAAAUGAUUAAAUGAAAAAGUUAGUAUUAUGCUCCAUACAUUCGAGAAUCGAUGAGUUAAAAUAGCAAUACUCGUUCAAAGUUACUAUUUCCUUCCAACCCAAACCCUAGUUUCAAGCCUAAACACAUUCAAGUUUAAUGAUGUACUAUUAUUCCACGUGUCAACUCUCAGUUAUAUACCGAUUAAUAUAAAUUUAUUCCUACAUCAAGGUAUUUCUCAUCAAGAAAAAUAAAGGAAAACACACAGAGAUUUGCAUUGCAAUCCAAGUUCUACCUAUAGAAUCUUAAAACACUUAUUUUCCUUUACAUCAUGAAUAGCUCUCAAAACACCAGUUACCAAGCUGGCCAAGCCAAGGGCCAAGCUCAGGAGAAAGCUAGUGGUCUGAUGGAGAAAGCUAGCAAUGCUGCACAAUCCACCAAGGAAUCAAUUCAAGAGGCUGGUUCUCAAGUGCAGCUCAAAGCACAGGAAGCGGCUGAUGCCACCAAAGAGAAGCUCGGGAUGAACAAAUGAUCACAUACAUUUUUCAAGAUCUUUCCCAUUUAUUUUUCCUAUCCUAUUUUGUUUAAGUUGUAAUCGAUUUGGGACUCGAAUUCAUUUUUGUACCCAAAUAAAAGAAAAAUAAAAAAAAAUUACUUUGAUCCCAUUUGAAAAUCGGCUAUCAAAUAAUCCAUAUAUAGCUCCUUAUAAGUAACUCUUUUCUUAUUGCAAUUUAUCCAAGAAGACCACCUUAUUGUAGGCAAGGCAAUGCCCAUCUUAUUAUCAGCAAAAAACAAAUCUCUACCUAUAAAUACCAAAUAGAACAUGGGCUUUCUCCCGGCGUGAAACUAUUAAAAGGCCCACACGGAGCCUGUAAAUCAUGGGCCGUAGUAGCUCAAUUUAAGGCCCACAUCUGAUUUGAGGGAGGCGGCUCUUAUAAGAAGGCGAAGGCCCAUAUUAGUUACAGCUUGGCGCGCAAUAAUUAACCGCCUUUCAGGGAUAGGAAAACACCCUAACUUGCUAUCCAAGAGACGAUCAAAUCCAUUACAAUCCUAUCUGCAAGGAAACACAACAAAUCAUAUAUUCGUUCUCUCAGUUGAUUCUCCGCUAGUUUCAGAAACCGGCAAUCGAUCGAACCUCCACUCGAGAAACGAUGGGUAAUCUCUCGUCGGACGUCGCCGACAAAGAUCGACGGCGAGCGCAACGUUCUUAUAACCAGUGCGCUGCCCUACUGUAACAAUGCACCUCAUCUGGGCAACAUCAUCGGCUGUAAUUAUUUUAUGAUUUGACUUCUGGGUAGAUUUGCCGGCGAGGACGAACAAUUUUGAAUCUUAAAAAUACUUGUUUCCCGUUUUCAGGCGUGUUGAGCGCCGAUGUGUUUGCUAGAUGCUGCCGGCGACGAGGCUACAAUACGUUGUACAUCUGUGGAACCGACGAGUAUGGAACUACCACAGAGAUCAAAGCCUUGCAGGAGAAUUGCACGCCUAGAGAAAUUUGCGCAAGGAUGUAUCUAUGAUUAUGAACUCUGCCUGAGGAAAUCCCCUGUUUUUUUCCCCCUCUCCUUUAUUAGUCCUUGCAGUGAUCUUCAAUCCAAAGUUCAUGAUUCCAAUUGUGGGGUUGUUUUUAUUUUACAGGUACCAUGCUCUUCACAGUGAAGUUUACAAGUAGUUCGACAUAAGUUAGUGGGGUUUUUACCCACUCGAGUCCGAGGCAUCCAGUGGGUGGACGCCUCUCGUCGAUGUACUCUCUCGGUGGUGUACGCCUCCCGGUGUACUAGACCCCAAAAUAGGUUGGGUCCAAUGUGAGACGUUUUGUAGUGGGCUUGGGCUCGUAUUAGGCGGGUUAAUACCAGACCCAACACUUCAUAAACAGGGUUUUGAGUUUUCUUGCAAAACCUCAAAGCAAAGGAGGACGGUACAGUUCCAUUGUUCCUGACAUCGCUCCAGGUGCCGCGGAAUCGCAUCUCCUGACAAAGGAACUGGGCGAUGCCGUUGGCAGGAAGGUGGAUGGAUAUGUGGAAGCAAUGGAGAUGGUUAGAUUGAGACAAGGACUGAAAACCGCAAUGGACAUUUCGAUUCAGGGGAAUGCAUAUCUCCAAGAAAGCCGGUGCUGGAAGUUGGACAUGAGAGACCAGCAGCAGAAGGCUUGUUGCGACAUUGUUGUACGGACUUCAGCUGGCCUGGUGUAUCUUCUUAGCGUGUCUGUUGGAGCCAUUCAUGCCAUCGUUCACUGUUGAGGUGUUGAAGUAGCUCGAUCUAGUUCACGACCCAACGUCACUCUGCGUUGAGAAGAAAGGAGGAGUUAUCGACAAUGCAAGCCGGCCGUGGGAGAUCAUUCCUUCUGGUCAUUGGAUUGGUGUACCUAGGCCAUUGUUCAAGAAACUGGUGAGUACUCU